CACCGACUGGAUUCCCAUCAUGAUCUCUUCUUCAGCCUAGACAGUCCAUCCCACACUUUGCCUCGCGAUCGAUAAAACUCCCUUGGAUACGACAUCAUGGCUCCAUCUGCAAUCGACGAGCGGAUGCCCCAGGCGCCUCCCGAAAAGACAUACCCGCCAGCAAAAAUAUUCCCCGUCAAGGAGACCAAGUUUGAAAAGUUCAUCGAGCCUCAGUCUGAUGGCCGGAAGAAAGCUCUGGAGCAGCCCGGCAACGCUGCCAUCGUGAUAGAUAAUGGAUCCUCCGCCGUUCGAGCAGGCUGGUCCUUCGAGUCCGCGCCUCGAUUAAACAUACCGCCCGUCAUGGCCAAGUACCGCGAUCGAAAGCUCGGCAAGACCUUCUCCUUUGCUGGCUCAGACUGCUAUGCCGAUACCACGGCGCGCGGCCACAUUCGAAACGCAUUCGAAGCCGGCACCGGCAUCAUAAGUAACUGGGACGUGACAGAGCACGUCUUGGACUACAUCUUUCUGAAGCUGGGCAUGAACGAUGCGAGUGGUGGCAUUGACGUGCCGAUUGUGAUGACUGAGGCCGUUGCCAAUCUGCCUUACUCAAGGAAAUCCAUGACCGAGAUCAUCUUCGAAUGCUACGGCGCACCGUCUCUCGCCUACGGUAUCGAUUCGCUCUUCUCGUACAGAUACAAUAAGGGAAAGACGGGACUCGUGGUGUCUUCUUCCCACACAUCCACCCACAUAAUACCAGUCUAUAACUCGAAAGCGCUCCUGUCACAGGCUACAAGACUAAACUGGGGCGGUUAUCAUAAUGCCGAGUAUCUGCUGAAGCUGAUUCGGUUAAAGUAUCCUGCUUUUACAGGCAAACUCAACUCUUCGCAAGCAGAGCAUAUGGUGCGGGAUCAUUUCUAUGUCUCCAAGGAUUACGAUACCGAGAUUCGCGACUACCUCGACUGGACGGGCUUAGAGGACCGAGAUAUUGUCAUCCAGUACCCAUACACAGAGGAGGUGGUAGUUCAAAAGAGCCAGGAAGAGUUGGAUCGCAUUGCAGAGCGCAAAAAGGAGAGUGGAAGAAGGUUACAGGAGCAGGCUGCCAAGAUGCGGCUCGAGAAGCUCAUCAAGAAGGAGCAGGAUUUGGAAUACUACAAGAACCUUCAGGGUAAAAUCGUUGACGAGACAAAAAAGGAAACACGACGUCUUCUCGACAGCCACGACAUUAAGGAUGAAAACCAGCUCGAGAAGAUCAUCAAGGAACUAGAAAAGUCGAUCAAGAAAGCCCGCACCAAGGAUGUUGGUGGUGACCCUGAGGAAGAACAAGAGCAGCCAGACUUUAGCCUCCUGGAAGUACCUGAUGAGGAGCUCGACGAGGCACAACUGAAGCAGAAACGUCAACAGCGACUCAUGAAAUCCAAUCAUGAGGCUCGUGCUCGUGCCAAAGCCGAAAAGGAAGCCGAGAAAGCUCGCAUCGCUGAGGAGGAGCGAUUAGACCAGGAACGCCGCGAGAACGAUCUUGAAGGAUGGCUUGGUGAGAAGCAUCAGGCUCUCCAGGAAGCCCUCCAGAAGAUCAAGGAGCGCGACAGGCUGAAGCAGGACCUCGGCAACCGCAAAUCCCUCGCCUCCCAAAUCCGAAUGAAGAGCAUCGCCAACCUCGCAUCGGACAACCCCACGAAGAAGAGGCGGCGCGGCGGUGACGACGAUAACUUUGGCGCCAACGACGACGACUGGGGCGUGUAUCGCCAAAUCGCAGUGGGCGACAACAGCGACGAGGAGCAAGAGGAGGAAGAUCUCGCGUCGACCCUCAAGACGCUGGAGCAGGACCUGCUAAAGUACGACCCCAACUUCACCUACGAACACACCCAGGAGGCCCAGACAGUCUGGUCAAAGUCGCUCCUGCACGCCUUCGCCCGCGGCCCGCGCCCCAUCGACCCGGCCUCCCAGGCAGAGCUGCACCAGAUCCACCUCAACGUCGAGCGCAUUCGCGUGCCGGAGGUGGUCUUCCGCCCGUCCAUUGCAGGCGUCGACCAGGCCGGCAUCAUCGAGAUUGCGGGAGACGUGCUGAACCAGCGCCUCGGGUCGCUGCCCAACCGCGACGACUUCCUCAAGGACAUCUUCCUCACGGGCGGAAACACCCUGUUCCGCAACUUUGACGAGCGCGUGCGCGAUGGUCUGAGGUCCCUGCUGCCGGCGGAUGCGCCGCUGCAUGUGAGGAGGGCGGAGGAUGCGCUGCUGGAUGCGUGGAAGGGGGCUGCCGGGUGGGUUGGGUCGUCGGCUUGGAAGACGGCGGCGAUAUCGCGGGAGGAGUAUCAGGAAAAGGGACCGGAGUAUAUUAAGGAGCACGACAUGGGCAAUUCAUACGCGUGAAAUUGUUUGGGCUGAAAAGGAUUCGUUUUCCCCCUUUUUUACCUUAAUUUGUAAUUCUUUUUACAGGU
Trichoderma asperellum CBS 433.97 is the source of this 2414-nucleotide messenger RNA. RefSeq lists its product as uncharacterized. The record is from RefSeq and is a predicted model, not a curated record. Gene Ontology annotation, biological process: regulation of DNA-templated transcription. Lineage: Eukaryota; Fungi; Ascomycota; Sordariomycetes; Hypocreales; Hypocreaceae. Gene Ontology annotation, cellular component: Ino80 complex; cytoplasm.